UUUUGGAGGCGCGGGCCGGGAGGCGGCGAAGCCGGCAGGAAAGGGUAGCGCGGGCUGGCGAGCUUCAGCGUCCGCCCAGGCGGGGCUGGGGGCGGUGUGUACAUGUACGUGACUCGGUGAGAACAGUCCCUGGACGGGUGCCCGCGGGCUGUGCGUGCGCGGUUUGUUUACGUCCGAGGGCGUGCGUGCAUGUGUGUGUGUGUGUGUUCCCUGGCCAGCGUCCUGGGUAUCCUAACCGCUGCAUGCGUGCGCCGUGUACCUUGAAGUGUGCGUCCGCGCGCGCUCCCAGGCGGGUGAAGACCCUGGGGCCUGUGUUCCAGCCGAGCGUACCUCGAAGAGAGCGUGCCCACAGGAAUAAACACGGAAUAGGGACGGAGCGAGGGAAGCGGCCCAGUCCGUAGUCAAAAGGGGUCUAGGAAUUCUGGCCCGGACUGUCCCCUUCCUACCAGCCGGCGGCGGCCGAGCCUUUGCUCUCCCCGGAGUUUCCCAGGACCGUGGCCAUGUGACCGCGGUGUUGUCCCCCGCCCAGAGCCGGCGCCUUCAGCCACAGGGUGGGGCAAAAUAUCAAAGAUCCCACCGGGCUUGACUGGGGGACGAGGUGAGGGGGCCACCCCGGGCCCCAGCAACCCUGGUGGGUCUGGCAACAAAGUGGGCUGGUGCCCAGGUCCUUGUCCCCAGGUUUUCCGGCUCCCGGAGGAUUGCAGAUCCUUCCCUCUGGACGCUCCUUCACCGCCAGGGUUGCCCAACCCCUCAGUCUCAGGAGAACAGGAAGGGCCAGAAAAACCCACGGCAAAGGUCGGAGGUCUCAAUCCAGAGGACACCUUCUGCAAACAUGUCUGUGGAUCCUUUAUCCAGCAAAGCCCUGAAGAUCAAGCGCGAGCUGAGCGAGAACACGCCGCACCUGUCGGACGAGGCGCUGAUGGGGCUGUCGGUGCGCGAGCUGAACAGGCACCUGCGCGGGCUCUCGGCGGAGGAGGUGACCCGGCUCAAGCAGCGGCGCCGCACGCUCAAGAACCGUGGCUACGCGGCCAGCUGCCGCGUGAAGCGCGUGUGCCAGAAGGAGGAGUUGCAGAAGCAGAAGUCGGAGCUGGAGCGCGAGGUGGACAAGCUGGCGCGCGAGAACGCCGCCAUGCGCUUGGAGCUCGACGCGCUGCGCGGCAAGUGCGAGGCCCUGCAGGGCUUCGCGCGCUCAGUGGCCGCCGCCCGCGGCCCUGCGGCGCUCGUGGCACCGGCCAGCGUCAUCACCAUCGUCAAGUCCGCCCCGAGCCCAGGGCCAGGCCCCGCCUCCGGCCCGGGCCCCGCCCCCGGCCCCGCCCCCGCCGCCUGCUCCUAGUGCCCGCAGAGCCCCGCCCGCUCCGCCCACGCCCAUUCUCCAAACCACGCCCCUCUGUCCCCAGCUGCCUUCCCUAAGUGCCUAAGCAGAAUCUCUGUCCCCAGGUGCCAUUUCUCUGCAGCCACCAGCCCCUGUGGUGAACAUACGUUCCAUCCCCAGAGGCUGUCUUCCUCGUGCAGCCCCUGAAACUGGGCCCUAAUGGCCCUGGGGAGGGGUAACUUUGGUGAGAAAGGAGGUAAGGUAGGGUCGGGGUCUGCGGUCUCCUUUGGCCGAAGUUUCAGCCAUCUUAGUUUGGGAGGAUGGGAUACAGAGUGAAUUAGAGAAGGGCAGUAGAUAGGAAGAGUGCCACCGCUCAUUUUGUAAUUGUUUGCUCAGAUUGUGCCAAUGGCCCUUCCCCACCCUCUCGGGUUAUAGGACUAGGUUUGACCCUGUAUGUGUCUUGUGGGACGGCCCAGCUGGGAAGCUGAUGCUCCCACCUUUGCUUCGGGCCUGGAUGCCUGGCCUUCCAAAGCUGGGAUUUGCUAGAAGUCAUCUAGUGAAGCCCAGUUAACAGAUGGGGAAACAGGCCUGCAGCAGACGUGACAAUGCCCAAGGUCAUAUAUAUAUAUAGUGGUUGAGCUGGAAGUGAAAACCACAUAUUCCCACUUCUGCCCUGAGAUUCCAGCCAUGGUUGUCGAGGGACAGUGGACAGGGCCUGAAAAAGGUGGUGCCAGGGCCUCCCUGGCCUGGGCGACAGCUCUCUGUGAGUCAGGGGGAAAGAAGCAGAGGGAGAGAGAAGGUGAUGCAGAUGGAAGAGAGGAAAGGAGCUGGCUUGGCUCAACCCUGGGCUCUUCCUGCAGCCAGGGAGUUGGCCAGCCAGAGAGAAAGGGGACCAAGGAGGUGAUCAUGGUGGCAGGUGGGCAGAUGAGAAGACAGAUCCUGCAGUCCUGUAGCCACUGGGGUAGGGGUCCUUAAAAGGGAAGGAUCCACCUGUGGCUGUCCACUGUGCGGUGGGGGCUGACCACUGCCAUUGAUCGCCAUUCUCCUGGGAAGCCUGGCCCCAGCCCCUCCCGUCCCCCUCACUAUACAGCUUCCUCUCCCUGCUGUUUAUUUAUUGCACGAGUCUAAGUUAUUCUCCCCAGCCAGAGCUCCAGUGCCCACUGCCUGGGAAAAGUGGUGUGUGGCCCUGAGCUGGACUUUAUAUUUUAUAUCUGCAAGUAAAUCACAUUUUAUCUUAUAUUUUGGGAAAGCCGGCUGACAAAAACAACCAAAAAAUGUUUUUAAAAAAUUGCCCGGCCCCAAGAAUUUAUUUAUUUUUCUUACAGUAAGCGAGUUAUCCGCCUUCUGUAUUUUGUAGACUUUCUGAAUAAAGUCAAGUUCCCUUUUUCCACAGUUUAGAAGCAUGUCUUGGUCUAUUUGAGGUGGGGGGGUGCGUUCUGAAUGAGGGGCCCAAGAUAGAGUUCUGCUUUCAAUCCCAGGCUGGAACCUCUGCUGGGUGGGAGGUUAGCCCCAAUCUGCUGAUGAGGAAACUGCCCCGUCACCAGCUCUUGUACCUGGGCUUGAGGGGUGGGGUGGAGAAGGGAACUGGGAAGAGUGGUGAUAAAACACCUAUCCUUCCAUCUGGUUGCCUGGAGUCAAGGAGCUUCCCUGGGAAAGGCAAGAGCCGGGAGGAUGAUGAAAUGUAGGGUUAAAUUCUCUGGGCAUCCCUUCAGCAAAUACACAGUCCCGCCCAGAAAGGAAAAUUCCCUGAUUUGAGAGUAAUCUUUCCAGCACUUUCACACUGAGGUCGGAUAAUCUAUAGCCAAGUAAAAAUAUUUUCCUCAUGUUCCGGAAGUCAGAGGGAGGCAGGGAGAGAAGUGGCUUCCUUAGUCCAAGCCUGCACGCCUAAAUUGCAACCCUGUGUCUCACCCUAGGCCCCGAAGUCCCUGGAAUUCAACCCAAUCUGCCAGCCCUUCUGGGACACCCUGAGGAGUGGAGUGUUCUGUGAUCUGUGGAUCAGAGAAACUGAGGUUAAAGCAAGGUGUUUUUCUCUAGUUGUAUGACCUUGGAUGACUUGUUUAGCUUCUUGCAGCUCAGUUUACCCAUCUGUACAACUGAAGUACUCUAAGGGCACAGGUGUGACGAGCACUGGGAACCCGAGGGGCUGUAAGCUUUAAUGCAGAGUGAGCGUUUACCCCAAAGGCGAGGACAAUUUCUGAGUGGCUGGGUAUGGAGGGACGGUGGGGCUGGGAGAGGAUGCUUCUGUCGAACGUGUAGCAUUUGAAAUCGGGGGAAGGGUCAAACCACAUGGGUUGUCUUGGUCCACAGGCCUUUUUCCCCCACUCAGGUUGAGGCCCA
This is a messenger RNA of Camelus dromedarius (Arabian camel), 3649 nucleotides long. RefSeq names its product MAF bZIP transcription factor F (gene MAFF). Gene Ontology annotation, cellular component: nucleus. Gene Ontology annotation, molecular function: RNA polymerase II cis-regulatory region sequence-specific DNA binding; DNA-binding transcription factor activity, RNA polymerase II-specific. Gene Ontology annotation, biological process: regulation of epidermal cell differentiation; regulation of transcription by RNA polymerase II. The transcript is spliced from 3 exons. The record is from RefSeq and is a predicted model, not a curated record. The coding region runs from base 833 to 1333 and encodes 166 amino acids. NCBI's taxonomy places the organism in Eukaryota, Metazoa, Chordata, Mammalia, Artiodactyla, Camelidae.